This is a messenger RNA of Penicillium lagena, 561 nucleotides long. RefSeq lists its product as uncharacterized. The record is from RefSeq and is a predicted model, not a curated record. NCBI's taxonomy places the organism in Eukaryota, Fungi, Ascomycota, Eurotiomycetes, Eurotiales, Aspergillaceae. The coding region runs from base 1 to 561 and encodes 186 amino acids. The transcript has 3 exons.
AUGCACUCUUGUUUCUCAAAGCGCUACUACAUUCUUAGAUCCACUGAGCUCUCCCGUUACUCUAGCAUCAACUAUCGCUUGUUCGUAAGGUCCACUGUUGGAUCGGACGGCAGCGCCACAUACACAUGCGAGGUGGGGACAUCUACCAGCAUCGCUGUCAGUACUGGCACAGCCAGCCCAUCGCCAGUUCCUACGCAAUGCGCAGCAGGCGGCAAUCCUGACGCCUCUUGUUUCAAUGCGCUCGACCUUCCUGACUUCAUAAUAAACUGGUGGAAUACCAACGAAGGCGAUUGUGGAAGCUACGAUGGAUUCGCCGAUUGCUGGUACGCUAAGAUGACGCCGUACUCGCCGUCUAAAUGCGAUCAGCUCAACACCGACCCGGCCUGCAGUCAACCAUACUGGAAAGACUUCACGGGCUUCAAUAAUGUGCAGAAUUUCUACGUCACGUGGUGCAUCUGGAAUACACAAGGCCUUUUCCUGGACUUGUUCAAUGCCAUCGGCGAUGCGUCGGGCCCCGUUUCUGACGCCAUCGGAAGCAUCGUCAGUCAUACCAUUGAGUAA